AUGACGCAUGUGGAUCAUCAUAGGAACCUUCUAAACGCACAAGUGAACCGUAUUGAUGAUCGCGGCAACGGACUAGAGGAGAUGGCGUUGACCUUACCCAGCAUAUCCCAAGUACAAGACGAUGACUCGGAUCAGCGCAACAACUUGGCCACAGUUUCCGCCUAUUUUGAUGUGUGGUGGUUGGACGAGUUUCUCUUGUGGAACGCCACUGACUACGGUGGAAUCUCGAAAAUCUUCGUGCCGAUGAAAUGGAUUUGGAAACCUGAAUUCUACAUGUACCAUAGUGUGUAUGGACGAGUGCCAGAAUACGCUACGGAUGCUCCGGCGGAGAUUCGCUCCGAUGGACGUGUUCGCAUGUUCGUCUCCAUUUCGUCAAAAAGUUUUUGUCCUAUCAACUUCAAGCGAUUUCCCUUUGACUCACAGACGUGUUCAUUCUCGGAAUGGAAAUUGGCCUCGAUGAGAGGAUUUGAGUGUUUCGAAAUGUUCGUGGGCGACGUUUCAAUGAGAAAAUGCUCCUUGGUCGUAAAAUGGAACGGCUUGACCUUUGUGUACUGA
Molecule: messenger RNA, 555 nt
Organism: Cooperia oncophora
Lineage: Eukaryota; Metazoa; Nematoda; Chromadorea; Rhabditida; Trichostrongylidae
Source: the annotation of a GenBank genome assembly